Messenger RNA from Amorphotheca resinae ATCC 22711, 633 nucleotides. RefSeq lists its product as hypothetical. The transcript has 6 exons. NCBI's taxonomy places the organism in Eukaryota, Fungi, Ascomycota, Leotiomycetes, Helotiales, Amorphothecaceae. The coding region runs from base 1 to 633 and encodes 210 amino acids. The record is from RefSeq and is a predicted model, not a curated record.
AUGGCAUCUGGUGCUGAUACUAUCGGUCCUAGGUGGCAGCAAUUCAAACCGCUCCACAAUGUGUGUGAGUUUCUUCACGCCCUCCACGUCUACGCCGAGGAUGCCAACAAGGGAAUCACGCGAUUUGUGGAGGCCAACCAUUUUUGCUCCCAUGCUCGAAAGGAUCUUCGACAGUGCCUGAUCUAUGACUCGAAUGCGAAGGAUGCUCGAUUGAUUGGCGUGGAGUACAUGAUUCCGAAGCAUGUAUACCUUACAUUAGAUCCUGAAGAGCAAAAGCUCUGGCAUUCUCACGAGUUCGAAGUAAAAUCUGGAAUGUUGGUAUUCCCUAAGCCGGACGGAUGGGAUACUGAGGAGUGGGAGAAGGCUGAACUUGCUGCUAUGAAGGAAGUAGUAGGGUUGUAUGGGAAGACUUGGCAUUUUUGGCAAACCGACCUUGGACAUGAGGUUCCUCUUGGCUAUCCGACUCUGAUGGGCUCCUUUACACAUGCAGAUCAAUUGCAUAUGGAUGAAGCCCUCAAAAGGCGUGAUCAGCAGUUCGGAAUCAGCUAUAAACAGAAGGCUGCCGCGAGAGCCGAUAUCCCCCCGCCUGGUGUCCAUGAAAAUGCGGACUACUGGUGGAAAUCGAAUCGUUGA